AUGGAUAAACCAGGUGUACACACUAACGGAAUUCUCGUGUAUGACCCUAAAAAUGUACCUUAUGGUGCCAUACGGUUAGAACCCUCUGAAGUUUUUUCUCUACGUCUUAAAACAAUAAAAUCUUGGAACAAACCGUUGGAGGUGUUACCUCUUAAAAUUGGAUGCGAAGUAGCAGCAGUGGCCACCUUAUUUUCAAGUUUAUUCAUAACCUAUCGCUCAAGAAUGUUUUAUAAUGUGUUCACUAAAUCGGGACUUAGUUUUUCUGUGAUUCCAUGUGUACUUCUUCCUAUUGCCAUGGCACAUCAAGGUUUUACUCAUCUCGUUUGUAAACAGAUUCUUGUUGGACCUUCAAAUUCCAUGUCAUAUCCUGACUGUAGUGUUUGCUUACAACUACGUGGAGCAUUCAUAAGUAAUGUAUGUGGAUUGGUCCUACCCUUUGGCUUCAGCUUUAUUGCUUCUGCAGCCGCUGCUGUUUUAACACGAUCUUACCCCGUACCUGACCUGUUAGAUGGCAAACGCAUGUGGAAGAUGUUCAAACUCUACAGCAAUUCAUUUCGAUCCGUUGGCCCUUAUCUAAUUUUGGGUCAGACACUAUUUGGAACAGCGUUGGUUUACGCUAUGAUCGAUAGUAAUCAACGCCUACUCGAACAUCAGAAGCUUGAUCGUAGUGUGGAUUUACAUAAUCAAGAAUCUGUCAAAGACUAG
Messenger RNA from Schistosoma turkestanicum, 705 nucleotides. Lineage: Eukaryota; Metazoa; Platyhelminthes; Trematoda; Strigeidida; Schistosomatidae. The record is from the annotation of a GenBank genome assembly.